UUCUUUUUUGGAGCAUUAGUCAACAUAUAGCUGAAUCAUGUACCAAUAUACAAAUAUACGUACUUUACUAAAAUGUGCGUCAAACUUCUUUGUAAUUUACAUAUAUUAAAAUAAUAUCAUGUGAUUGAUGAUUUACAAAGAAAUUUGUUCACUUUUUAAAAUCAUACCACACAACUUUGCACCAAAAACUCAUGCAUUUGAUGCACUGUUUAAAGAUUACACGUGGAUUUAAUGUGGGCUUAAAUUUAGGCCCAUUAUACGAAGGAAGGGGCAGGGGUAGCAUUGUCAUUACGCGACUACCAUGUUGUAUCAAGAAAAUGCCUCUGGGGCCAGAUCUGCGCUUUGUCGCGAUGUCAUUAUCACCAAGAUAUGCGAUAGCGACUCGUACAAAUUUCUAUUUUCAGAGGGAAAAAACUUCCUUUUUUUUUAGAUAACUGUGCUUUAUUACACAAAAUAAUAUAUAAUGUAAUCCUUGUCAUGAGAAAAGAUAAUUAGUGUAAAGACAGCAACUGUUUAAUUAAUUUCAUGAAAACUUUAGACAAAAUGUUAAGAGAUAUGUUUAUAGUUUAUUUUUUGAGUUUUUUCAAAAUUAUUGUUGAUUAAUCCUGAUAGAACCAAGAAAACAGUUAGCUAGUAAUAGUUAUACAAAAAUAGAGUGUAAUUAAUAAGACAAGUCCAGUGUCACAAUAAUUAAUUCCAUUCACCUACAUAAUUUUUUGAGGAGAUAUGGCUUUUGUUGGAUCAAAUCAUGAGCCAUUACGAAAAAAGUUCAAAACUUUUCUUCUUCAAAGUUGGACUCAAGUUAAAGGAGAGCUACAGAGACAUAAGAAAAAUAAAAAUUGAAAAAGGAGUUCAGAGUAAAACAACUGAUAUAGACUCAGAGAGAGAGAGAGAAACGUAUCUGUCGAAAAAUCUAUAAAAUUCGAUUCAUUUUUUUUUUACUUUUAAAAGCAACAAAUCUCCCCAAAGAAAGAAAAACUAUAUACCAAAAAAAAAAGAUAAGAAGAAAGAGGAAAGAAGAAGAACAAGAAGAGGUAGAAAUGGAAUACAUUUGAAAUAUGUUUUUGAGUCAUGAAGAAGAGCUUUAAGGUUUAAUAAUGCAAUGUUCAAUCCUUUCACAACUCAUCACAGCUCAGAUAUGAACUGGGCACUCAACAACCCAAAUCCUGAAGAGAAGGAGCCAACAACAACAACCCAAAGCAGCGAUUUUUACCAUCUGGGCGCUAAAGAUUCGCCACAAAAGCCCAGAAAAAUCGAUUUUUGGCGUUCUGGGUUGAUGGGUUUCGCCAAGAUGCAGCAUUCAGUGGCGGUGAAGAUGAACAACGGUAAUAAUAACGACCAAGUGGGUAACAAAAAGGGGUCAACUUUCAUACAGGAACACAGAGCUUUAUUACCAAAGGGUUUGAUUCUAUGGACAAUCAUUGUCGGGUUUAUAAGCAGAGGGAUUUAUCAGUGGAUGGAUGAUACUAGCAAGGUCAGAAGAGAAGAGGUUUUGGUUAGUAUGUGUGAUCAGAGAGCCAGGAUGUUGCAGGAUCAGUUUAGUGUUAGUGUUAACCAUGUUCACGCUUUGGCUAUUCUUGUCUCAACGUUUCAUUACCACAAGAAUCCAUCUGCAAUUGAUCAGGGGACAUUUGCUGACUAUACAGCGAGAACAGCAUUUGAGAGACCGUUGCUAAGUGGAGUGGCUUACGCUGAAAAGGUUGUGAAUGCUGAGAGGGAGAUGUUUGAGAGUCAGCACAAUUGGGUUAUAAAGACAAUGGACACAGGAGAGCCUUCACCUGUGAGGGACGAGUAUGCUCCCGUCAUCUUCUCUCAAGACAGUGUCUCUUACCUCGAGUCACUAGACAUGAUGUCAGGAGAGGAGGAUAGAGAGAACAUUCUGAGAGCUAGAGAGACAGGGAAAGCUGUCUUAACAAGCCCUUUUAGACUACUGGCUUCUCACCAUCUAGGAGUUGUGUUAACCUUCCCUGUGUACAAAGCCUCUCUUCCUAAAAACCCCACCGUCCAAGAGCGUAUAGCAGCCACCGCAGGGUACCUCGGCGGCGCGUUUGACGUUGAGUCACUCGUUGAGAAUCUACUCGGUCAGCUCGCUGGCAACCAGGCGAUAGUAGUGCAUGUGUAUGACAUCACCAACGCGUCGGAUCCUCUCGUCAUGUACGGGAACCAAGACGAAGAAGGCGACACGUCUCUCUACCACGAGAGCAAGCUUGAUUUUGGAGACCCUUUCAGGAAGCAUAAGAUGAUCUGUAGGUACCUCCAGAAGGCGCCUAUACCGUUGAACGUACUCACGACCGUGCCGUUGUUCUUUGCUAUUGGCUUCUUGGUUGGUUACAUACUCUACGGUGCAGCUGUUCAUAUAGUUAAAGUUGAAGAUGAUUUCCAUGAGAUGCAAGAGCUCAAGGUCCGAGCAGAAGCUGCUGACGUGGCUAAAUCGCAGUUUCUUGCGACCGUCUCUCACGAGAUAAGGACGCCGAUGAAUGGGAUUCUUGGAAUGCUUGCUAUGCUUCUUGAUACGGAGCUUAGCUCUACGCAGAGAGAUUACGCUCAGACCGCGCAGGUUUGUGGUAAAGCUUUGAUUGCGUUGAUAAACGAGGUUCUUGAUCGUGCCAAGAUCGAAGCUGGGAAGCUGGAGUUGGAGUCUGUGCCUUUUGAUAUACGUUCGAUAUUAGAUGAUGUUCUUUCUCUCUUCUCUGAGGAGUCAAGGAACAAAGGCAUUGAGCUUGCGGUUUUCGUUUCAGACAAGGUACCUGAGAUAGUCAAAGGAGAUUCAGGGAGAUUCAGACAGAUCAUCAUAAACCUUGUCGGAAACUCUGUUAAAUUCACAGAGAAAGGACAUAUCUUUGUCAAAGUCCAUCUGGCGGAACAAUCAAAAGACGGAGCUGAAUCCAAACCCGCACUAAACGGAGGAGUAGCCUCUGAAGACAUAACCGCCGCUUCCAAACCUUCAAGUUACAACACACUGAGCGGCUACGAAGCUGCUGACGGUCGAAACAGCUGGGACUCAUUCAAACACUUACUCUCGUCGGAGGAGCUGUUGACAUCAUCAGAGUUCGAAGCUUCCAGUAACGUCAGGCUUAUGGUUUCUAUCGAAGACACAGGCAUUGGGAUCCCUUUAACCGCGCAAGGACGUGUCUUCAUGCCGUUUAUGCAAGCGGAUAGCUCCACUUCGAGAACCUACGGAGGUACUGGGAUUGGUUUGAGUAUAAGCAAGUGUCUUGUCGAGCUUAUGCGCGGUCAGAUAAGUUUCGUGAGCAGGCCUCGCGUUGGUAGCACGUUUUGGUUCACUGCUGUGUUUGAGAGGUGUGAUAAAUGUAGUCUGAAGAAGCCUACGGUUGAGAAUCUGCCUUCUAGUUUUAGAGGGAUGAGAGCUAUUGUUGUUGAUGCUAAGCCUGUUCGAGCUGCGGUGACUAGGUAUCAUAUGAAGAGACUUGGGAUCAGUGUUGAUGUCAUGACAAGUCUCAGAACCGCUGUUUCUACUGCGUCUGGAAGAAACGGUUCUCCUCUUCCUUCAGGAACAACGAAACUGGAUAUGAUCUUGGUGGAGAAAGAUUCAUGGAUAUCAACCGAAGAUAUAGACGCGGAGAUACGUCAGAUGAACUCAAGAACCAACGGAAACGUGCAUCACAAGACACCGAAACUCGCUCUAUUCGCAACGAACAUCACCAACUCAGAGUUCGACAGAGCUAAAUCCGCAGGGUUUGCUGAUACGGUGAUAAUGAAGCCGUUGAGAGCAAGCAUGAUCGGCGCGUGUUUACAGCAAGUUCUCGAGCUGAGAAAGGCGAGACAGCAGCAUCCUGAGGGAUCAUCACCAGCAACGCUCAAGAGUUUGCUUACAGGGAAGAAGAUUCUGGUGGUUGAUGAUAAUAUGGUGAACAGGAGAGUAGCUGCAGGAGCUCUGAAGAAGUUUGGAGCAGAGGUGGUGUGUGCAGAGAGUGGUCAAUUUGCUUUGGGUUUGCUUCAGAUUCCACACAGUUUCGAUGCUUGCUUCAUGGAUAUUCAAAUGCCACAGAUGGACGGGUUUGAAGCGACUCGUCAGAUAAGGAUGAUGGAGAAGGAAGCUAAAGAGAAGACGAAGCUGGAAUGGCAUUUACCGAUUCUAGCCAUGACAGCUGAUGUGAUCCACGCGACAUACGAGGAGUGUCUGAAAAGUGGAAUGGAUGGUUAUGUCUCUAAACCAUUUGAAGAAGAGAAUCUCUACAAGUCUGUUGCCAAAUCAUUCAAAGCUAACCCAAUCUCAGAUUCAUCAUGUAGCCAAAGUUGAAGAAGAAGAAGAAACAUCGUGUCAGGAAAAGAAACAUGCAACAUGGUUGGUUCGUGUGUACAUAUAGGGCUCGGAGAUUUUGAAAGUUUGCUUUUGACCAGUAAUAGUAAUGUUUGUGAAACGACGGUUCAGGUGUUGAUAUUAAUCCUUACCGGAGUUCGAUU
Messenger RNA from Brassica rapa (field mustard), 4425 nucleotides. Its product is annotated as histidine kinase 4. The record is from RefSeq and is a predicted model, not a curated record. Gene Ontology annotation, biological process: phosphorylation; phosphorelay signal transduction system. Lineage: Eukaryota; Viridiplantae; Streptophyta; Magnoliopsida; Brassicales; Brassicaceae. Gene Ontology annotation, molecular function: phosphorelay sensor kinase activity. Gene Ontology annotation, cellular component: nucleus.